CGGGGGCGCGUGUCUAUGACGUCAUCGGGAGGACCCGGAAGCGAGGCGAGCGCCGAGAGAGAGGGGAGGGGGCGGGGGCAAAAGCUGCGGCGCGCGCGUCACGUGACGGCGAGGGGGCGUGCGGAUUGGGCGGGGCCGGCAGGUGUGGGCGGGGCCACGGCGCGCGCGGCGCUUCCGGGAAAGAAAGCUCCUGCCAUGGAUUUGGUGACCGUCCUGGUGGCCCUGGUGGCCUUGGUGGCCCUGGUCCUGCUGGUGGUGGCCCAGCGCCUCGGGCUGCUCUACCGCCUGCGCCACAAGGUGGACGUGACGAGUCCCCGUCACGGUGGCGAGCUGGUGGCCGCGGUGCUGCGGGCGCACGGCGUGCGCUUCCUCUUCGCGCUGCCCGGGGGACACAUCUCGCCCGUGCUGGUGGCCUGCGAGAAGAUCGGCAUCCGCGUGGUGGACACGCGCCACGAGGCCACCGCCGUCUUCGCCGCCGACGCCGUCUCGCGCGUCUCGGGCCGCAUCGGCGUGGCGGCGGUGACGGCGGGCCCCGGUGUCACCAACGCGGUGACGGCCGUCAAGAACGCGCAGCUGGCCGAGUCCCCGCUGCUGCUGCUGGGCGGGGCCGCCGCCUCCCUGCAGAAGGGCCGCGGGGCUCUCCAGGACAUCCCGCAGGUGCCGCUGUUCCGCACGCUCUGCAAGGCCGCGCUCUCCGUCCGCGCCGUGCGCGACAUCGUCCCCACCCUGCGCCGCGCCAUCGCCACCGCCAUGGAGGGGACCCCCGGCCCCGUGUUCGUGGAGCUGCCCAUCGAUGUCCUCUACCCCUUCCACGUGGUCCAGAAGGAGCUCGUGGGCUCCAAAACCCCCCGGGGGCUGCGGGGGAAACUCGUCCAGUGGUACCUGGGCAAUUACCUGAGCGAUCUGUUCGCGGGCGCCUGGGAGCCGCGGGAGCUGAACCCGCUGGGGCUGAGCGUGCCCAGGGCCAGCCCCGGGGAGGUCCAGCGGUGCUCGGAGCUCUUGAGCCGGGCUCAGCGGCCGCUGGUGCUCGUGGGCAGCCAGGCCCUGCUGCCCCCAACGCCGGCCGAGGAGCUGCGCUCGGCGCUGCAGUCCCUGGGGGUCCCCUGCUACCUGGGGGGCGCGGCGCGGGGGCUGCUGCCCCCCGAGUGUCCCCUGCUGCUGCGCCACAACCGCCGCCAGGCGCUGCGCGACGCCGACCUGGUGCUGCUGGCAGGGACCGUCUGCGAUUUCCGUCUGUCCUACGGGCGCCUCUUCGGCCGCGGCACCGCCGUGGUGGCCGUCAACCGCAACCGGGAGCAGCUGCUGCGCAACGCCGACGUCUUCUGGAAACCGCGGCUGGCCGUGCAGGGUGACCCCGCGUCCCUGGUGGUGGCGCUGGCCCGGAGCCUCCCGGGCUUCUCGUGCCCCCGGGAGUGGCUGCAGCGCCUGCGGGAGGCCGAGAGCGAGCGGGAGCGGCAGAACCGGGCCAAGGCCGCGGUGUCCCCCCCGUGUCACCUGAACCCGCUGGCCCUGCUGCAGGCCCUGGACCGGCUGCUGCCCCCCCAGAGCCUCCUGGUGGCCGACGGCGGCGACUUCGUGGGGACAGCGGCGUACAGCGUGUGGCCCCGGCAGCCACGGGGCUGGCUGGACCCCGGUCCCUUUGGCACUCUGGGCGUGGGCGGAGGAUUCGCACUCGGGGCCAAACUCUGCCGGCCCGAGGCUGAGGUGUGGGUCCUGUUCGGGGACGGCUCCCUGGGCUUCAGCCUGAUGGAGUUCGACACCUUCGUGCGCCACAAGGUCCCUGUCAUCGCCCUGGUUGGGAACGACGCCGGCUGGACCCAGAUCAGCCGCGAGCAGCUCCCCCUGCUGGGCAGCGCCGUGGGCUGCGGGCUGGCCUACAGCGAUUACCACGCGGUGGCGGCGGCUCUGGGCGGCCGAGGCUUCGUCCUGGACAGCACCGGGGACAGCGGAGGGGACAGCGGAGGGGACAGCGCGGGGGACAGCGCGGGGGACAUCGAGGACAGGCUGGUGGCCGUGCUGAGGGCGGCGCAGGCCGAGUGUCACCGCGGCCACCCCGUCCUCGUCAACGCCCUGCUGGGCCCCAGCGACUUCCGGCAGGGCUCCGUGUCCGUCUGAGGGACACCCCUGUCACCGAGUGUCACCAAGUGUCACCAAAUGUCACCGAGUGUCACCAAAUGUCACCGAGUGUCACCAAA
Haemorhous mexicanus (house finch) is the source of this 2195-nucleotide messenger RNA. It is a transcript of the gene ILVBL, whose product is annotated as ilvB acetolactate synthase like. Gene Ontology annotation, molecular function: flavin adenine dinucleotide binding; acetolactate synthase activity; thiamine pyrophosphate binding. The transcript has 16 exons. The record is from RefSeq and is a predicted model, not a curated record. Gene Ontology annotation, cellular component: acetolactate synthase complex. Bases 16 to 2115 code for a protein of 699 amino acids. Gene Ontology annotation, biological process: L-valine biosynthetic process. NCBI's taxonomy places the organism in Eukaryota, Metazoa, Chordata, Aves, Passeriformes, Fringillidae.